This is a messenger RNA of Closterium sp. NIES-67, 4055 nucleotides long. Lineage: Eukaryota; Viridiplantae; Streptophyta; Zygnematophyceae; Desmidiales; Closteriaceae. The record is from the annotation of a GenBank genome assembly.
GUGUCCCUGUCGAGGAGUCUGCUGACUCUCACGGCACUGCGGAGUCCCUCUCCCCGCCCCUCCGCGCCCCGGUCUCUCCUCCCCCGUCACCACUGUUGCUGUCCCCGCCGCACCCGCCUCCGCCACUUCCGUCACCACCGCGGCCGCAGCCGCCGUCGUCACCGCCACUGGGGUUCAUGCAUUGUGGGGGUGCUGGGAAGCGUGCUAGAGCGGGUGCUGGAGCGGGUUCCCGUUCUGGGGGUGCUGGCGUGGAGCUUCUCGGAGGGAGCCGUGUUGUCGCUGAAAGUUCUGGUCUUGGAUUCGGACAGCAGUCGCAGCAGUCGCCACCGGUGUCCGCUCUUCGCCUCCUCGAUCUUCCUUCCCUUGACCGUCUGCCGGUGCCUGCUCCGUCGCCGCCACCUCCUCCUCCUCCGGUCCACGACCCAGUGUUUCCUCCCCCGGACUCCUCUCCGGCACGUUUCUCUCCCCGUUCCUCCUCUUGUGUCUCCUCCCCUCUCUCCUGACCCGACUCCUCCGUCUCACGUCUGGUCUCGUCGUCCGUCAAGUGCUCGUCCUACCUCCCCUGUUCAAUGGUCUCACCCUAUGUUGCUUCGCUCCCACGCGUCUCGUGCUCCUCCGCUCCUCCCGUCUUCCCCUCCGUCGUCGCUUGCUGUGGCCCCGCCCCAGCUCUCUGACCUCCUCCGUGCUGUGCGUCCCGUUGUUCCUUUUGUCCUUGCCUCUCUUGUUACCGACUCGUCCGUUCCUGUCUCGAGUCUGUUGGCUCUUGUCGCAGCCGUCACUGACUUUGCCUCUACCCGCCGCCUUGACUACGCCACCGCUCUGCUCUCUGACCCUGCCUGCCCUCCGCCCGUCGGGGGUGUGGCUUCCCUUGGCAGUGACGUCCUAGAGGACAGACAGCACGAGCUUGCUUUCCUGUCAGAGGUCGCUCCCCAUCUCUGUUCCAUGCUGCCAGUCCCUGCGAGUGACCCAGACUCCCUUGACAUCCCGACCACUUGCACCUACGCUGAGGCCACCUCGGGACCUUGGGCCUCUCAGUGGAUAGCUGCCAUGGAGCAGGAGAUGGCAUCUUGGAGAUCCACAAGUACCUUCGUCGACGCAGUUCCUCUACAUAGGGUGAACGUAGUCGAUGGCCGAUGGCUCUUCAAGGUGAAGCGCCCUCCUAGAGAACCGCCUGUCUUCAAAGCACGCUACGUUGCUCGAGGCUUCAAUUAGUGUGAGGGGGUGGACUUCUUUCAGACCUUCGCCCCGACCCCGAAGAUGACUACUCUUCGGGCACUACUACACGUAGCACCAUAGCGUGACUACGAGCUGCACUCCCUUGACUUCUCCACAGAUUUUCUCCAUGGCAGUCUAUAGGAGCAGGUUUACCUGCGCUGCCCCCAGAGCUUCUCCGGUACCUUUCGCUCUGGUACCAAGUGGCUCUUCCGGCGCCCCGUCUACGGCUUGCGACAGGCGCCCCGUGAGUGGCACGACACGCUAUGUGCUACACUUGCUGACCUGCAGUUCUUCCCGUCUUCUGCUGACCCCUCGCUCUUCGUCCGUUCCGGCCAGACUCCGUUCUACAUCCUUGUCUACGUAGUUGACAUAGUCUUUGCUACUGCAGACAGAGACGCGCUGACCUCCGUGAAGGCCGAGCUGCUGAAGAGACACACCUGGAUUGACCUAGGAGAGUUGCGCCGCUAUCUUGGCUUGCAGAUCUCCAAGGACAGAGUAGCGCGCACCAUCACUCUCUCACAGUCACACUUGGUACGCCAGGUUCUUCAGAGGUUCGGCCUCCAGUUCUCUUCCGCACAGCCCACCCCUCUGCCAGUAGACCACAGACUCUGUGCUCCAGUCCCGGAGGAGGCUGUAGAGCCUAGUGGUCCGUACGCAGAGCUGGUGGGUUGCUUCAUGUACAUGAUGACUUGCACUCGUCCAGAUCUCGCAUACUCUCUGAGCAUCCUAGCUUGCUUUGUGGCCACAUGGAGACACCGACCACAACACUGGUCGGCAGUUAAGAGGGUUUUGCGUUAUCUAGCAAGUACAUCAGGCAUGGGGCUAGUGCCAGGAGGACGCAGACAAGUGGUCCUUACUGGGCACACAGACGCUUCCUGGGCCAACGACUCCGAUACUCUCAGGUCCUCCCAGGGCUACUGUUUUAGCCUUGGUUCAGGUGCCAUCUCGUCGAGGUCCACUCGCUCCUCAUCUGUUGCCAACUCUAGGUGUGAGGCUGAGAUCUACGCCGGUGCCAUGGCGGCACAGGAGCUUUGCUAGCUGACGUUCUUGCUCACCAACUUAGGUGAGCGGCCUAGCUCUGCCCCGGUUCUGUAUGUUGACAACAUGGCCAUGAUCCUCCUGUGUCAAGAGCCUAGAUUCGAGGGCAGGGCGAAGCACAUCCAAUUGCGGUACUUCCUUCUGCGUGAGCUACAGCAGUGUCGUCAGGCCCGCGUAGUACACUUGGCCCCCGGUGCCAAUACAGCUGAUAUCUUUACGAAGGCGCUUGCGGCUAAAGAUCAUCAGCGGCACUAUGUACAGCUAGGUCUCGUUCCUAUAGUCUCUCAUUUGCUAGGACCUUGAUUGUGUACGGACCUUUAUAUAUAUUACCAUGACUGGACCUGUGGCCUCUACCCAAUGGCUAGUAGUGCCGCCCUGGUCGUGCUCUUGCCUUGUUUAUACUCAUUUGACUGGUCUUAUAGACCCUUGCCUCAGAGGCUGGACUAGUAGUGCCACCCUGAGCUGCUUGUCUUUCACCAGGCACUGCCCCUAUCCAGUCUAGGGGGUGUGUCAAACAUAUCCUUGUAUAUUAUUAUAGACUAAUCAGGGUUGUGCCUUAGAGAGUACAACCCAUGAGGUUAUAUUCCCUUGUAUGCCAUGGUUCUACUCAUUUGUUAACUUUGAUACCCACGUCUCUUGCCCACUUCCACCCGCGUCCCGUAUGCCCAUUUGGCAACCUCAAACAGCAACUCGACCUUCAAGCCCUCUGAAAUCUCGCAAACCUUCUCCUCUCCCCCAAUCCUACCGCCUGGCAUGCAUACGUACAUGCAUGCGUGCAUACGUGCAUGAUGCACGGCCAUGCACAGGGGAGAAGGCUGCUAUGAGCUCUAGUGGGUACCUUCACUCAUGCUGGGCUGAAGCUGGUGGAGGGGGGGAGACCAAGUGCAGGAAGGGAUUAGCAGCGGGGACGUGGGGAGGACGAGACAGUAGGGUAGGGUAUCACUGUGGGCAUGGGUUGAAGCACUGCCUGUUCAGGCUUCUCCCUGGAACUGGCUGUGCUCCUCUGCUUGUAUGACAAGAUUUCGCUCCUGUCCAUUGGCAAGUUGUUCCACCUCACCUCAAGACUGGCUCACUUACUCUGCACCCAUUUGGACCGCAUUGAACCGUGCAAGCAGAAAUGUGUCUUGGGCAGACUGUUCUACCCAUGUGUCUCCAGGUGCACAUGUACACGCACUUAGCUUGUCGGUCCCCAUGUGUCUCGCCAUUGGGCCCAUGGCUGAUUUUAUCAUACUAUUUUAGUCUGAUUGUCUGAAAUUUCAGACCUAUUUUUUUGCCGAUCCUGAUUUUUCAGACUUGCCAUUUUCUGAAUGCUGAACCCUUCAGACUUAUAUGUUUUUAAAUCCUGAGAAUCUCAGACUUCGCAGUUUGCGGAUACUGAGUUUUCAGAGCGCAGCGCGUACGGACCCUGAGACACACAUACUAGUACUGCACCUCCCUGCCCUCACCCAAAAAUUUCGUCUAAGUCCCCAAGGGCCAGAGUCAAGUCCUUUCACACACACCCCGCCCCGCAACCUAAAAAAUCCGGCUAAGUCCUAGCAGCCAGAGAUAGUUCCCCCCAGCACAUUUCUCCCCUACUCGCCUCGCAGCCCCAGAAAUUCGACCAAGUCCCCACAGACAGACACAUCCCUCCCACACCUCUUGCGACCCUGAAAUUUCGGCUAAGUCCCCACAGCAAGAAAUAUCCCUCCCUCAGCUCCCGCAACCCGGAAAAAUCGUCGAAGUCCCUUGCAGCCAUAAAAAAAAUCCUCCCACAAACCCCCGCAACCCGCAAUCCUGCUUAUUACCCGACUUUUGUGAAGUUC